GCCAGCAGGUGUCGCCCUCCUGCAGCAUUCCCGGCUGUGUUCCCUAUGGCACACGAUGCGGGGAAACUUUGAUUUUGGCCUGGUAAAUGGGCAUUUUCAUGUAUGUUAGACUUUAAUUACAAAAAAAAAAAUGACGGACUAGAAUACAUACAAAAAGUCCGAUUCUUUUGAAAACGUAUAUAUCAUGAGUGAAAUAUGUGUCGGGCCGCGGUGUGAAUGAACGGAAGGGGUGUCCUGAAUCCUGAAGCAGCUUCGCCCCUUCUGACUUUGCUCCAUCCGAACCAUACAGAACGAAUUGGACCGUCAAGCGGGGGAUUAUGGCGCUCACGGGGACUCUGCCAGUAAUGCCAGCUGCUUCCUUAAAACCAUAACUGGCUUACAAACAGGACCAAGAGACGUUUCAACUAUCAAGACUUUGUUUGCCUGAACUUGGGAAGAGGCGCUUGUUGGAGGUUGCCGUGUUCUCAUCGGUUCCCCUCCAAUGGCGGAGGAGGAGGAGGAGGUGAUGGCUACGGAGUAUUUGCUGGAGCAAGUGAUGCUCAAGGAUUUGAGCAAGAGGCUGCAGGUGGGCCAGGAGAUGGUGGAGUUUAUCCUGCAAGAGGACAAAUGUCCAGAGCUGGAGCGGGACCAGGGAACGCUGGACAGGGUGGUGGAGGUGCUGGCAAGCUCCUGGGUCAACUCCACUCACUUCAAGGUUGUGUUGCUGGGCAUGGAACUUCUCUCUGCACUUGUCAGCAGGCUGCAGGAAAAAUUCAGGACGCAAGUUGGGACAGGUGAACUCUUUGACAUUCAAACUUAUGGCCUCUUAAAAUUUCCUGAUCAAAAAUACAAAUCAUGUGAGAAUAUUUCUCUCUCGUCAGUUCUUCCAGCUUAACUGAUCGUCUGGGAGAUGCCAAGGAUCAAGUGCGUGACCAGGACCAAGCACUUCUCCUGAAGAUCAUGGACCAGGCCGCCAACCCACAAUAUGUUUGGGAGCGCCUGAUUGGAGGCUUCAAACAUAAGAACAACCGGACGCGAGAAGGACUCUGCCUUUGUCUCAUCGCGACCUUAAAUAUGUUUGGAUCUCAGAGCCUGACGCUAAGCAAAAUAGUUCCUCACAUUUGUAACCUUCUCGGAGACCCCACAAGUCAGGUGCGUGACGGAGCCAUGAGUUGUUUGGUGGAGAUCUACCGUCAUGUCGGUGAACGAGUGAGGAUUGACCUUGGAAAGAAGGGCCUACCUCAGUCUCGGUUGAAUGUCAUUUUUAGUAAAUUUGACGAAGUCCAAAGGUCGGGAAGCAUGGUCCUGUCACCACUGUCAGCCCUCUCCCCUGCCACAGAUAAAAAUUCCGAGGAUGAUGAUUCACUGGAUGGUGGCUGCUCUUCGUCCUCAUCCAAAGCAGAAAUGCUGGCCGGGAGGAAGACUUUAGUGGGUUCAUUUCGACGCUCAGUCACCAGCAACAAGUCACCGGGGAGAGAUGGGUCUGCUGCUGGCGCGGUGGAUGAGGGUGACUUCAUUCAGGCUUUUGAGGAUGUUCCCGCUAUGCAGAUUUACUCCAACAGGGAGGUGGAGGAGGCCAUGGCCAAGAUUCGAGAUGUGUUGUCGGAUGACAAGCGUGACUGGGAGCUCCGAGUUGCGGCGCUGAAGAAAGUGCGCUCUCUCCUGUUGGCUGGAGCAGUAGACUUUGACGGGUUCCCGCAGCAGCUGCGUCUCCUGGAGUCUGCAUUCAGACUGUCCGCCAAAGACCUGCGUUCCCAGGUGGUUCGGGAAACCUGUAUCACUCUGGGACACCUGUCCUCCGUGCUCGGCACUCGCUUUGAUCAUGCUGCGGAGGCCAUCCUGCCUACCCUCUUGCACCUGGUUCCCAAUAGUGCCAAAGUUAUGGCCACCUCUGGAGUGGCUGCCAUCCGCCUCAUCCUAAGACACACACACUACCCUCGUUUGAUCCCUAUCAUCACCAGCAACUGCAUCUCUAAGUCUGUGGCCGUCAGAAGGCGAUGUUAUGAGUUUUUGGACCUGCAGCUGAAGGAGUGGCAUACAAACUCUCUGGAGAGGCAUAUGGCUGUUUUAAUGGAAACUAUAAAGAAAGGCAUCCACGAUGCAGAUGCUGAGGUGCGGUCUGUGACAAGGAAGUGCUACUGGAACUUCCAUGUCCACUUCAGUCGGGAGGCGGAGCAGCUGUUCCAGUGCUUGGAGUCGUCCUAUCAAAAAGCUCUACAGGCUCACCUGCGGAGUGGUGAUACAUUGAUGUCAUUACCACCAUCUGAUCAUUCCUCAUCCUCCUCGCAGGAGAGCCUGAAUCGAACUUUGUCUCCAAGAAACAACACUGGAAGAAGCGUGACCAGAUGUAAAGCGACUCAAGCUUCCAGACGCCCCCCCGCCACCUCACCAGGCUCCUUACAGCGUUCUUGCAGCGACGUGGAUGUCAACGCAGCAGCCACUGCCCGCACCCGAAUGCCCACCGUGGCUUCGGCAGUGCAAGUUUCGACUUCAUCCUUUAGCUCUGCCUCUGCUCUCCCACCUGGAUCUUAUGCUUCGCUUGGUCGAGUCCGAACCCAGAGGACGAACACAGGAAAGCGUCCAUCAGUGCCUGACAGUCGGGUUCACAGCAAAGGAAAGGUCGUCUCACAGUCUCAACCCAGCAGCAGGUCUGGUUCCCCUGGCCGAAUGCUCACCUCCACCCAUGGCAGGAUGGUCCGGAUGCCUGUGGGCAAUGCUACAACUGCUGCUAACAGCAGUUUGAGCAACAGUAGACGUCCACGAGGCCACCGCAGCCAAGGCUGUAGCAGAGAGACCAGCCCCACCAGAUCAGGCUCCGCACGCAGCCGAAUCCCUCGACUCAGCAUGAGUCAGGGGUGCAGCCGUGAAACCAGUCGCGAGAGCAGCCGUGACACCAGCCCUACCAGGGGUUUCCCCCCCCUGGACCGGUUGUCUCACCAGGCUCAGAUCUCGGCCUCCGUCAAUGCCAUGAGAAUCCUCAAUACAGGCACUGAGGUGGAGGCGGCUGUUGCUGAUGCUCUGCUCUUAGGAGACUUGAGGAGUAAGCAGCGUUCAGUGCGACGGCACUUUGAGUCAUCGGGUAUGUUCUCUGAUGAUGACGCAAACAGUGAUGCCUCUAGCGCCUGCUCGGAACGCUCAUAUAGCUCGCGCAAUGGUGGUGUGCGUCACACUGAGGAUGUGGCUGAGAUUCUCAACCACUGCGCCAGCGCCAACUGGUCAGAGAGAAAGGAGGGCUUGCUUGGAUUGCAGCAUGUUUUGAAGAGCCACAGAAUACUCAGUCGUGUGGAGCUGAAGAGACUCUGUGAGAUCUUCACUAGGAUGUUUGCUGAUCCUCACAGCAAGGUCUUCAGCAUGUUCCUGGAGACGCUGGUGGACUUCAUUGUUUUGCACCGGGAAGACUUGCACGACUGGCUUUUCAUUCUACUUACCCAGCUGCUGAAGAAAAUGGGUGCUGACCUCCUGGGCUCUGUCCAGGCCAAAGUUCAAAAGGCACUAGACGUCACUUGUGAAUCCUUCCCAUAUGAGCAGCAGUUCAACAUUCUGAUGCGCUUCAUCGUGGAUCAGACGCAGACACCCAACCUGAAGGUGAAGGUGGCCAUCCUACGCUAUAUUGAAGCACUAGCCCACCGAAUGGACCCGGCUGACUUUGUCAACACCAGCGAGACACGCCUAGCUGUUUCACGGAUAAUCACGUGGACAACUGAACCCAAAAGCUCUGACGUCCGGAAGCAUUUUUUUCACUCACCAAACUCCCAGACCCUUCAUAACUGGGAGGAUUUGUCGGGUCGAGCCAGCACCGUGUCCUCUCUGCCAGGAGAGGGCAACCUGGAGGAGAGGUGCAAGCAGGCAGCCCAGGUGGUGCUCAUUGCCCUGUUUGAGCUCAACACCCCAGAGUUCACCAUGCUACUUGGGGCUCUGCCCAAAACCUUCCAAGAUGGGACAACCAAGCUGUUGCACAACCACCUGAAGAGCAGGAGUGGCAUCAGCAUGACAUCUCCCAUGAGCUCGACAGGUCAAACAGCUCCGCGCCAGCCCAGCAGCCGCAGCAGCCCGCUGACAUCUCCCACCACCUGCUCCCAUGGGGGGCUUUCUCCCAGCAUGCUGGAGUAUGACGGUGAGAACCUGAACUCUGAGGAGAUCGACAGUUCUCUGCGUAGUGUCACUGAAGCAAUCCGGAACUUCAGUUACCGUAGCCAAGAAGAGGCGAUAGAGCCACAAAAGCGAGAUGGAACACGGGACGCUAUGUUUGGAGUUGGGGCUCCCACCCACGCUGACCUUAGGCUUUAUGGCGAUGUGGUGGAUGCCGGUCGAACAGCCCUGGACAAUAAGACUUCUUUACUGAACACACCUUUUCCACGCUCAUUCACUCUGCAGCGUUUCAGAGAAUACAACCCGCACAACUACGAUGUUAUGGAGCUGCGGCAACAUGCACGCCAGCAAGAAUGCGUUGAAAAUGAGAUCCAGAACCCUAGAAACGUCCCAGGAGUGACCGAGCAACUGGUUGGGCAGCUGCUGAAGGAGCUGUCCCAGGGGGGCGGUGAGGAGCGCCGCGCCACCCUUUUGGAGCUGCUCAAGUUGGCGCGGGAGGACAGUCAAGUGGUUUGGGAUGAACACUUCAAGGCCAUUCUGUUGCUUCUCCUGGAGAUGCUGAGUGAUAAAGAUUACAUGAUCCGAGCGCUGGCCUUGAGAGUCUUGAAGGAGAUCUUGAGAAAUCAACCAUCCCGCUUCAAGAACUAUGCCGAGCUCACCAUCAUGAAGACACUGGAAGCUCAUAAAGACUCGCAGAAGGAAGUGGUGCGUGCUGCAGAGGAGGCUGCAUCCACACUGGCGGUCUCAAUCCACCCGGAGCAGUGCAUCAAGGUGCUUUGUCCCAUUGUGCAGACGGCAGACUACCCAAUCAAUUUGGCCGCAAUCAAGAUGCAGACAAGGGCCAUCGAACGCAUCACAAAGGAGCCGCUGCAUCAGCUGCUGCAUGACAUCAUUCCAGGCUUACUGCAGGGCUACGACGACACUGAAAGCAGCGUGAGAAAGGCCAGCGUCUUCUGCCUCGUAGCCAUCUAUACUGUGAUUGGCGAAGAACUCAAACCCUACCUGUCUCAGCUUACCGGCAGCAAGAUGAAGCUGCUCAACCUCUACAUUAAGAGGGCCCAGGCAUCCACCAGCAAUAGCAGCAGCUCUUCCGACAUCUCUUCCUACUAACUUGCUUCUAACUUUUAACACAUUCACCCUGUUAGCACCAUUUUGGCAUUUUUUUCUGCCAUUUUCCACGUAAUGCUAUCUCAUAGCAAAAAUCAGCAUCAUGAAAGCGAUAUCAUGAGUUUUUUUUCCAUGAUGUACGAUGAAAACGGAAGAUGUGCCUAAACAAGUCCCCCUUUCGUCGACCCUUCAAGUGGAUCUUUUUGAAAAUGUUCACCCUCCUGCAUCAAUUCAUGAAAGAAAGCUGUUCAUCUAUGCACUUAUUUUCCUGAAGUGCUGAAUCACCAACUGCUGUCCCCUACUGAAAGCAUCGACUGACUUCCUGGAAGAUCAGAGAAAGGCGUGUCUUCAAAAAGAUGGUUUGUCUUUGCAACAGAGGAUCACUUGGCUGGCCAGUGACUUCAAGCUUAAUAGACUUUUGGAGCCAAACAGUACAUUUUUGUUCAAAUGAAGUGAAACACACAAUUUGAAGACACUACAUUCCAUUGUUUUCCAUAGGACAUUUAAGUGUCUUCCAGAAUAUUUAGAAAGAAAUCUAUAUGCAGAUUUAAGUCCUUUAAUUUAAUUAAUAGGAGAUUUGGUGACACACUUACGAAUGUGUUAGUGUAGUUCAUAAAUGAAGUUCUUGAAUUUCACUACUUACAAGUAGAUGAUCUUCUGAUCCGCAAUCCUGAGCUUGGUCCACAAAUCAAACAAUCAUGUUACUGUUGAACCAAUAGGUUAAGACCACUAUCAAUGUUUUCUAUAGAACACUAAAUAUAAGGUCAAUGUUGCAAACAUAAGUUAGAUGCUUUUAAAAGAUGUUCUGAAAAGACACUUGUUAGAUUUGAGUUUUAAAAAAUACAAAACAGACAAUCAGCAUCUGAAUUGGAAAAGCUUCCUGAUGGUGACAAUGACCUUGAGCCAGCCUGUGAUCGUCAAUGUUGUCCUCAUGACCUUACUGCAUUUCCUCUCAAAGAUUGUAGUCCUGUCUUCCGCUGAAAAGGGAGUGGCGUUCUAAAAUCAAACUUUGGACUUAAUCACUAAGUCCAAGCGUUACAAGUAAAUGUUUGGAAAGAAAUAAAAACACAGCAAUCAUUUUGUACAAAUGCACCUCAUGUAUGGCUCUGAUCUGCAUAUCCUGGCAUCACAAUCUUUGAAGAGACAGCCUCCAUUUUCCAUGGCCUUGUCGCAGUGGGACUGUUAACGUUGAAUGUUCCACUUUCGGUGUCAUCUUGUACCCGUGCCUUUAGUUAGACACCUCUUUUCCUAUAGUAGACCAAAGCUCGUCUUGGACCAAGCAGACUUGUGAGCGAAGAGAGGUUGUUAGUAUCUUGCCAAUAAAACCCAUUGAAAGCACCUACACGCAUGCACCCCUACCGUUCCCCACCACACAAUGCUAUAUUUAUAUUCAGCAGACUGACUGCAAGUAUUUAUGUCACAAUUGAGACUUAAAUAAACUGAAUUGCCAUUGUC
Messenger RNA from Syngnathoides biaculeatus (alligator pipefish), 6630 nucleotides. RefSeq names its product CLIP-associating protein 1-B-like. Gene Ontology annotation, cellular component: microtubule organizing center; spindle microtubule; cytoplasmic microtubule. Lineage: Eukaryota; Metazoa; Chordata; Actinopteri; Syngnathiformes; Syngnathidae. Bases 940 to 5178 code for a protein of 1412 amino acids. Gene Ontology annotation, biological process: mitotic spindle assembly. The transcript is spliced from 38 exons. The record is from RefSeq and is a predicted model, not a curated record. Gene Ontology annotation, molecular function: microtubule binding; kinetochore binding.